UCCAGAUUAUCGACGGUGCGGAUUUUUGACGUUCGGAUUAUCGACACUACUACUGCAGUGUAGUUAGUAAUUUAGUUUAGUACAUUUAGUACCUCCCUCGUAGAAAAAUAUUCUCGGUUUUCGGUUUUCGGGCAUGCGUAAAAUGGGAAAUCGUUCCUAGUUCCUAGAGUGUAGCCAACUGAAAAUAUUCUGCCAAUCAAAUCAACCAACAUUUGUCACAAGUCACAAAAAAGUAAGUGAUUUUGUGAUUGUCACUUCUUGUCAAACACCCCAAGAUAAAUAAAUAUUAGUGAUUACGCAAAGGAGCAAAGUUAUCUUUUAAAUGAAUACGAUUCCUGUGGUUCCGCUGAAGACUCCUUCCGUAAAUAUCUCUUUAAUUUAAAGAUGACCGCAUGUUUUUGUCUAGUGCAUGGAUAUGUUCACUGAGUUGUAUGCAUUGCACGAGAAACAUAUUUUCAACACAAUAUGCUACUGUUCACAGGAGACCAGACCGAAAACGUCUGCGUCGAAGACCGAGGAGAAGCAGCAUCUCCUCGACAGCGACUACCAACCAGAAAUGGCGGCGUCGAUCAACGUCGAAGGCUCCGGGGACUUCGAGGAUUCCAUGUUCAACCGAACCAUCGAACAUCCCACAUCGAACUUCGACACCAUGGUCCAUUUGCUGAAGGCGAACAUCGGCACCGGCAUACUGGCGAUGCCGGACGCCUUCCGAAACGCCGGUUGGCUGGUCGGCUUGUUCGGAACGCUCUUCAUGGGCGUGCUCUGCACCCAUUGCAUGCAUAUGCUUGUGGGGUGCGCCCACGAGCUGUGCCGGAGAACGCAAAAGCAAUCGCUGAGCUUUUCGGAAGUCGUCGAGAGUUCGUUUAAGACCGGACCGUCGUUUUUGCAGAAUUAUUCGAAUUUAGCGAAGACCUUAAUAAACAUCUUCCUUUGUAUAACGCAACUGGGUUUUUGCUGCGUUUACUUCGUAUUCGUUGCUGCCAAUAUUCACGACGUUGUAAAGCAUUACUUUUUCGAUAUGAGUGUUCACUGGUACCUUCUUUUACUGCUUUUUCCAAUGGUACUGCUCAACUGGGUGAAGAGUCUCAAAUAUUUGACGCCCGCCUCGCUAUUUGCAUCUAUCGUGACAGUUAGCGGUUUAGUGAUAACGUUUUUCUACAUGUUCGAAGGAGGAUUACCUAAUACGUCAACUGUCAAAGCAUUUUCGUCAUGGCAACAACUUCCGUUGUAUUUUGGAACUGCUAUUUAUGCUUUCGAAGGAAUUGGAGUGAUAUUGCCUCUUGAGAACAACAUGAAAAACCCUCAAGAUUUUGGUGGCUGGACUGGUGUUUUGAAUACUGGCAUGAUUGUAGUAGCGGUACUGUACACAGCAGUUGGAUUUUUUGGUUACUUGAAGUAUGGAGAUAAAGCCAUUUUAGGAAGUGUCACUUUAUUGCUACCAUCAGAUGAAUUCUUAGCGCAGUCCGUACGCCUGAUGAUGGCCAGCGCCAUUUUCUUGUCGUACAGCCUCCAGUUCUACGUCCCUUUCAACAUAAUGUGGCCGUCGAUAAGUAAAAACUUCGAAAGCGAAAAAUCCAAAGAAAUCGCAGAGUACAUUACCAGAGCAGUAUUAGUGUUCAUCACUUUCAUAUUCGCCAUUGCGAUUCCGAACCUCGGCGCCGUCAUAUCUCUGGUCGGCGCGUUCAGCAGUUCGGCGCUCGCGCUGAUCUUUCCGCCGUUCAUCGAGAUCAUAACCUUCUGGCCCGAUAAGCUGGGCACCAGCAAAUGGGUGCUAUGGAAGGAUAUAGUCAUUAUUAUGUUCGGCUUCGUCGGUUUCGCUGUAGGCUCUUACGUCAGUUUAUUGAAUAUCCUUUCUCCGGACGAGCAAAUGUAAGGUGGGCUUUUCUCUUUUCUAGUCAAUGUCAGUAUGACAAUAUUUUUUGACAAUAACGUUUUAUUGUAGUUUCAGAGAGAUUAUUUAGGUAUAAGGCUAGAUACGUUCGAGAGUUGCUAUGUAACUCUGUAAAUCUACAGGAAAAUUUAGAUGUGUAGGUCUUUUGAAGUGACUUUUGUCAUGGAAAGUCUAGUCUUUUCUUAGUUGUAUACCAUUUCGACUGCAAAUUUUUAGAUCUGAAACCUCUAGUUCUGUGAUCCAGUCUGUUUCCCUAAAUUAAAAAAAAAUGAUUACAUUGUAUAUUUUCUAAGAUUUACUAAAUUAAGAUGGUAUUAUAUUCUACGUUUAAAAAUUCUAGUCAGUUGUCAGAAUAUAGUCAGUUUCCCCAAAAAAUUACAUCAAAUCCACCAGAUUUGACCUCUUAUGAAUUUCAAAAAAAAUAUAUUAAGAGCAAAAAUGUUAUGAGGAUUUUCUAAUAUAAAAUUUCAUUUAUAUGUGCGCCACUGGGAGUAUUUCGCGAUGUUAUAUGUCUCGAGAAUAUUGAGAGCUUUAAAUGUGUGCAACGAUAAUGCAGCAAUUUACAGAAACAUUUAAAAAAACUACUAGUUAUUUAUUAAAACAAAAAGCAGCAAAUGCUCAUAGAUUUAAUACAGAAUGACGCGUAAAUGUUUUUUGUAAAUUCCUUUUAAUAACUACAUAAUUCAAUACUUUUCGAAGGUUUACAAAAAACUGCACCUCAAUAUCAGUACAUUUUUAUGAAAGUAUGUGUUCUUUAUUUUUUUAUUAAUUUUUUUAUUCAACUCCUACAUACUAACAUAAUAUCAGUUUCUAUUAAAAUGUAACAACCAACGGAUCUCUUAUUAUUUUUUAACUAAUUUAAAUCACUGUCACCAAUAUACUGUUAAGCGAGUCCUAUAGUCUUGAAGGAACAUCCAUUCACCCUUAAAAAAAAAUAAAACAAAAAAAUCCCUUAAUAGUAUAGUCAAGCUGUUUUGACAACUGGUUAAAGAAUCUGAUAGUCCUUAGGGGUAGGAAUGCCGAGGCUUCACAAAUGCUCGAAAUAUUUUCAUAAAUGGUGUUUGAAGGGGGGCAGAGAAUCGUAAUAAAUGAAUAAACAGUAGCAGUAUUAAAAAAUUACAAAAUACAAUAGUUCCAAGAUAAAUAAACAAUUUUAACUUAGGCACUAAGUAAACAUAACCUGCUAUAAUUUAGGCACUAUUUGAUAAUAUAUGUCCAAAUUUUUUGAUAACGACUUAAAUGGCAAUUAGACGUAACAAACCACCCAUGACAUGUAUUGAACUUCCUAUUAGGAUUAGACUUAUUAACAAUUAUAGCAUUAUAGCACAUGCAACAUAAUAAAUCGUCUUAAAAAAUAAACAACAGAUUAAACGAUCAUGUUAAAUUAUUUUAAUAUCUUUUACUUUACAAAUUUAGGUGACUUCGGGAUACAGGGUCCCGAGGGCAGAGUCACUACUAGAGCGGCUUAAUGAUUGGGGUUUCGGUCAUAGCUUUAGCUCAAGUCUCACUCUCCUUUUUAUCGACUGUCGACUAUAUUUAAAUCAAAAACUAUGUGAUAAGUUUAUUAUUAGUUUUAAGAACCUAAACGUAUUACCUUUGAAUAUUUAUUUGGUUCAAUGUAAGUCAUUGUAGGGUGUAAUAACAAUGUUUGAUUGCUUUUUAGUACGUUGCAUUCAGUUUUAUUUAUAUUUAAACAUUUAUAACUUUUAGAAUUGUGUAUUAUUUAGAUUUUUAUUAAUAAUAAUACCAAUUAUUACAAAAGCUGCUACUCAAAUUAAUUUCUUUUUGUAACCACUGUUUUUUUUUUACAAUUUAAGUGAUUAAAAAGGGUCGUGGAUGGGGCACAAGGAUAUAAUAACUCAAUUUCCAUGAAAUUAGGAAAUGGACGCCACCGUAUUUAAAUUCGCAUAUCUUUACGUAUAAAAGUAAUUAAUAAAAAUACGAAAACAAUAAUUAUUAUUAAAUUUAAAUGAAGAAUAAAGGAUAUAGUUUUUAAUAAUAAAAUGACUUUUAAAGUUAUCUAUUUUGAAAUAGUAUUCGGUACAAUAUAAAUUGACUUAUGACAAUGAGGUAGGACUUCACUACCUUGACCUAACCCAACAAACAUUUUGUGUAGGGGAAUUAAAGACCCAAUAACUGUCACCCUCCAAUUACAUUGAUGGCCAUUUGACUUUUUUAAUUAAAAGGCCGGCAUACAUAGGUCACUACGGCCGACAGUCGGGCCGAAGUCAUUUUGCCAUCAUAACCAAUUAAUGGGCCUUCAUUUCCCCUUUAAUGUCUAGAAAUAAAUAUAUUGGCAAUUAAUGGCCUAUUGAUGGGAAAUUUACAGGAAAUUGCUGGCCUUUACCAUAUUAAUAAAGGCCAUGUGUCAGGCACAUGAUCAGAACACAGGAUAUUCGAUAGUGCCUCUUAGACCAGUAGUAGUACCGUUUGAACUAUAAAUUCUAUACAAAAACAAGGCAUUUCAAUAUAGAAUAUUGUAGACAUUUUAAUUCUGCUAUAUAAUAUAAUAAUACAGAAAAAAUGUGUUCUUCAAAAAAUUAUUAAUAAAAUAUUCUAAAUUAACAUGUAAAAGUAAAAUAUUUCAAUGAAUACUGAAUGUCAGAAUGCGAGAUGUCCAUUCGUUGAGUAUGUAACAAGCGAUCAUCGGUGUCUCCAUCUGUGAACGCGGGACGGAGCCCUCCUGGACUGUUGGAGUUGGGUCUGCGGCAGUUAAAAGCCUUUUGACUUUUACCAUGGUUUUACCCAAUACAGUUACUUACCCUUCAUAAGGCCAUCAUCAAGCAACAUAAUGCUGGGCUAUCGAAAGGCCAAAAGUUGGCUUUUAUCUUUUUAUCGUCGCAUUCAUUUUCCCUUCAACUACAGCAAAAGGCCAGCAAUAUCCCGGCAAUUUAUUGUUUGUUGGGAAGGGUUCCUUCGAUGACCAUAAAAUACAAUUUGCUCUUAGAGGUCUUAAAGCACAAUGACUUCUCAAGACUCGACUAUAUUCCACCCUUAGACGGCCUUACUGCUCAUCAUCAAAAUUGCUUUGUUGUUUUCUUUUUCAUUUUUGUCAAAGUGUCGAUGUUUUCUUGAAAUGGCUGUCAAAAAUUUGACAUGUCAUAUAAAGUUUGAUGAAAAAAAAAAACAUUAAUUUAAAUACUAUUUCUUACAACGUCUCUUGCCUAUAAUACUGUAUUACUUUUCAACGCAACAUUGUAAACGAUUAUAAUUAAUAGUGGUAAUAUUUAUCUUACCAGAAAUUUGUUUGGAUCUAACUAAGUAGCUUUCUUAUCUAAAAAUACGAAAAUUUCCCCCCUGCUUAAAUAAAUAAAAAGUAUUUAUUGGAUAAUUAAGCAAAAACCAGACUGGAAAACAGCAAGGAGUAUUAGAUCUAAAAAUAGCGGUAUUACAGAUGUUUAAUAACUGGUUCAAAACCAUUCUUAAAUUAGGGCUGUUGGUUAAAUAUUAUUCAUACGUUUAAAUUUUAUUCUUAAUAAAUAAGAAAAAUAUCUCUUUUAUUUAUUAAGGAUCUACAUACAAAUAAAACUGAAAAAUGUACUAAACUUGACAUAUUUUCUGGUGAAAAUGUUUAUAUUUUUUACAAAAUUUUAUUUUUCACUGGACCCUUUUACCCCUAUGGGGUGUGGGUUGUGAUGUUUUUACUUUAAUAUCUAAAUUCUCUAGUUUUUUCGAUCCUUUGCCAGUUUUGUCAUUUUAGUUUUGUUUCUCUUUUCCUUACUGAUUCUUCUAUUCUGCGUUCCUGUUUUCUCAUCUUGCUUCCGUUGGCUGACCUCUGGAGUGCGUUUAAAAACCACGCACGGCGCGUCUAGACCCUAUUCUAAUGUAUGUGGUUAGCCGCGCCGUGCGAGGUUUCUAAAUGCACUCCUGCUGUUACCGCUUUUUGACUAUGGAAUAAUAAUAAUAUGAAGAAAGCAGCCAUCUUUGAGAAGCGGCUCUCCAAAACUCCUCGUAAUGUUUACAUAUUUGUUUAAAUAUCAGUCUCAUAUAACAUGAUCAAUUUGGUAACAGAAAUUUGCUUCUCCGGAAAAACAAUGACGCAAUUGUUAAUUAGGAUAAGUCCGUGGCGGCUCGAGGCUCAGUCUACGAGGAGGCUACUUUUGAAAGGCACUUGUAUAAAAUUUAUCAAAACUUAACAUAGUAAUUUAGGUGAGCCUAUAGGUAGUAAUCCUAAUUUUGCACGCUUUUUAUUUAUCCUGACCUAAGUACUUAAAGUCUACCACUUGUCGUCAAAAUUGUCCUACAAGUAAUAGUUUUGUCGUAAUUAUCGUCUAGUUCGUUAAAUCACUUGUCUAAUUGGUUAAUCCGAAUAUCCACUUGUUUUUUAUUAUACACUUGCCUUGAAAAUCAUCUUGUAUGUAAACUUUUGUCUGCUAGAGUAAUUUUUUAAUCGAGAGUAGGCCUUCCCAAAGAUUUUAUAUGGCAUUUUCAUCCAGCAAGUCUUGAAAUAUUAGAUUUUAAAAUAUUAUUCAAUGCAAAACAAAAAGCAUCCGAUUGUCGAUCUCCAAUUAUCCGAAAUAAUCCGAAAUUUUUCAACUUUUAAUCAGACAGAGUGUUUACUCAUAUACUCUGUCGGGAAUAUCCAUAUUGCUUUCAGGAAAUGCUCUAAUUCGAUUAUGCUACACAUAAAUAUCGCCUUGUUGUUGGCAAUUCUAUCUAUACAAGUCCUUUAAUAGUAGUUUAACACUGCUGUAGAUAAAAUAAUUUUUUAAAUAGAAAAUAUAUUUAUUUGUCUUUAAAUAAUUUUAGUUUCUCAUACAUUCAUAGUAAAACAUUGAAUUAUCCGAAAAAUUACUUAAUCCGGACAGUGUUGGCUAAGAUAAUAAACAGAUUAACUGUAUACACAGGAGGAAGGUAGACAUUUUCGUAGUCCUCUUGCAAGUAAAAAUUCCGUAUCCAAGACUUACGAGCACGAGCGACAUCGCCCGAUUUGACCGCCGGUAUAAGUGAAUUCAAGACUACAAUUUUUAGCCUUGCUAACCAAUAUUAGCGGAAAAUAUAUUGAACUCCAUAUUAUCAUUGGAACAAGUAAUACAAAAGGAGCCGUAUGAAAGUUAUAAAUAGACGUGAAAAUAUACUAUUUUUUUUAAUUAAAAAUAGUACGGGUAGAUACUAAACUUUCAUUUUAUAUUUUUUUUAUAAAUUGGUUUCCCUUUCUACUGGGGGGUGUAGCUCUACAGCUCUUACACUUUACAGACAAGCCACCACUGGUAUAAUUAUAAAGAAAAUUACAUUUUUCCAAAAGUACCUACCAUCUAAAACUGGAAUAAAUUGGCCACAUCAAUGAUUUCCAAACAGUUCCUUAACGUCUCGGUUGUAAUUUUCAUAUUACUUUUUCUACAUUUUUGCGUAAUCAUUAAUUUUCACUUGUCAUUGUUCUUCUGGUGAAGCGAAUAUUGUCGAGUGCGAGCUACGAGGAAGUAAAGCCCGGACAAACCCAUCAAGCAAUUGAUUGUUCACACCAACUCAUACUCUUAACACACUGGCUGAGUUGGUGAUAACGAAAAUACAAUAUCUGGAGCCAUAUAAGACUUUGACUGGACAAUUUCUUCAUAAUUGGCGAGAACAGUAUGUCCACAAGCUUUUCUUUACAAGCAGAGCUGGCCAAUUUUCAAAAUAAAUAAUCGAUUAUUUUAUAUUAAUCGAUUAUUUUCGCUUAAUCGAUUUUUUAAAAACAUCAGUCAACGUUAGUACAUUAAUAUACAAAAAUUGACAGAUUUCUAUUAGAGUUCAGAGUAUCCCGUGCUUUCCCUACUGUACCAGCAAGAAAGUAAUCUUUUUCGUCUGUUUAAACAGAAAAAAGUGUAGUGUAGACUUUUAAGUGUAAAACUAUAUUUAUAUACAAAAUAUUGUUUUCGAUUAUUUGAUUAAUCAAGAGAUCAAUUAUUUUCCAUAAAUCAGUAAUUUUCGUAUAAUCAAUUAUUUCCGAUUAAUCGCUAAACUAUUUCCGUAUAAUCGGACAAUCGAUAUUAUUUGAUUUGUAUUCGACUGUUAUUAAUUUAUCGAUUAUUAGUAAAUAUAAUUCAAUUACAUAUCAAUAAGAGAGUUAAAUGUGACGUUUAUAAUAUCUAAUUAUCGAUAGAACUGGGCGAUUGUAAAAAUAAAUAAUCGAUUAUCCUUUAUUUAUAAUAAUCGAUUAUUUUCGAUUAAUCGAUUUUUCUAAAAACCUCAAUCGACUAAUCGAUUAUUUGUCCACCUCUAGUAUUGACCUCAAGAAACGUUUGUACAUUAAUAAACAAAAAUUGACAGAUUUCAAUUAUCACAGUUUAGAGUUGCCAAAGCUUUCCGUACUGUCCCAGCAAGAAAGUAAUCUUUUUCCUCUGUUUAAUCAGAAAAUAGUGUAAAUGUAGACAUUUAAGUGUAAAACUAUAUUUAUAUACAAAAGAUCUGUCAGUCAUUUUGUUUGACAGCACAGUGUCCUCAAGUAGUCACAAUAGUGCAUAAUCAACAAUCCUAAUUUAUGUUUAGGAUCACAAACAUUUAUUUUUCGAUUUUUUUUUAAUCCAUAUUGUAUAAAGAGGAAAGCAAAUCUUUUGAUUAGAAUUUUUUUUCCAGUUGUUGAAAAACGGUAAACCAAGUCAAAACUGUCAGUUAAAAUGGAUAAUAUACAAAUAUUGAACCAGAGUAUAUUUAUAUAAAUAGAUGUAUGCUUUUUGUGAUAAUUACCCUAUAGCUCUUAUAAUUUGUGAUAAAUCAGGUAACUGUCAUAUCAACAUUCCAAACAAAUAUUGUAUAUAAAACGGAGAUUUUAAGGGUAGUUUUAAUAUAUUUUAAAAUGGCAAGCAGAACAGAUUAUAUAUAUGAAGUAAAAACAAUAUAUUGUUAGUAUGUAAUAUUUAUGACAAAGAAAUAUAUCUUCAGUGUGAUCUCUGUAUUUAUUAACUUUUUAAUGUCUUGCACUUGAAUAUACCAUUCAGGCUAAUCAGAAUUUUAAUUAUCGCUAUUUUUUUUAUAUAAAAGUUUAAACUUCUGUUAAAACGCUUUUAUUGUAGA
This is a messenger RNA of Psylliodes chrysocephalus, 8884 nucleotides long. NCBI's taxonomy places the organism in Eukaryota, Metazoa, Arthropoda, Insecta, Coleoptera, Chrysomelidae. The record is from the annotation of a GenBank genome assembly.